AGGGUUUUCUCGCCCUACUGCGGAAAAACCAAAAAAUUCCCAGCAAACCGUGCCUUUGACCCUCCUGAUUACGAACUGUACCCAGAGUCCGUGAUCACGUCUCUAAGUCGCCAAUAUGUCUGGAGGAAAGCCCCGUGGUCUUAACGCGGCCCGCAAGCUGCGCAACAACCGUCGCGAGCAGCGUUGGUCCGAUCUUCACUACAAGAAGAGGGCUCUCGGCACUGCCUUCAAGUCCAGCCCCUUCGGUGGUUCUUCCCACGCUAAGGGCAUUGUGCUCGAGAAGGUCGGCGUUGAGGCCAAGCAGCCUAACUCCGCUAUCCGCAAGUGUGUCCGUGUCCAGCUCAUCAAGAACGGCAAGAAGGUCACCGCUUUCGUCCCCAACGAUGGUUGCUUGAACUUCGUUGACGAGAACGACGAGGUUCUCCUCGCCGGUUUCGGUCGCAAGGGCAAGGCCAAGGGUGAUAUUCCCGGUGUCCGCUUCAAGGUCGUCAAGGUCUCUGGUGUCGGUCUCCUCGCCCUCUGGAAGGAGAAGAAGGAGAAGCCCCGCUCUUAAGCGUAUCGUUGCUUCGAGCAGGCAAACAGGCACGGUUCAUUAUGCGGAGUCUACGAGGCUUUUUUACAACGGCAUUUUGGUUUUGGGUUUAAGGGAUACCUGAACUCUCAUGGUAGUAAUGAUCCAACAGAAAGCAGGUCAUUAAUUGCCAAAAGAAAUCGUGCUUUCCCCAAAAGUCCCUUCUCUCUAUCUCUCAUACCUUUUGGUGUUCUGGAGAUUGUUCAGGGACUGCCUGUGUCUAAUAGUAUGACAAAUAUGGUGUUAUGGUACAUGAAAUUACAAAGAUGAUAUCCCAAAAGAACAGAGAAACAUUUACCAUUUUCAGGCCGACUCCAGCUCUUCCGGCUUCUUCUCAAGCUUCUCCUGGCCGUAAUACUUGAGCAGAUAGUCAGCCGCCAAUCCCAGGCUGAUGACACCGCCGGUAAUCCAGCAGCCAUUGACAAACCACCACCAGCAGUCCUUGACACUCUUCAAGUUAACUUUCUUGAUCAUGUAACCCAGCGUCAAGGCCGCGCCACCACAGCUUCCAAUAAAGAACGCCGGUCCAGCACCAACCGCCGCGCCCGCCCCAGCGAGCAGCGCAAUUUGCGCAACAGCCAAGCCCGUCAACACCUGCUUCGUCUCCUUAUCGUGCUUGAGCGCAAUGCUCUUGAUGCCCGCCUUGGCAUCAUCCUUGAUGUCCAUGUGCGCAUAAAUCAUAUCAUACAACACCGUCCACGCAAUGUUGCUGGUAUACAAGCACCCCGCCGCCGUCAACGCCGCCUGGUUCGCCAACAAGUCCACCCCCAGUGCGGGAAAGCCCAUGAUGGCUCCCCACGAGAACGUCAAGCCCAGCACAAACUGCGGGUAAUACGUCACCCGCUUCGCCAGCGGAUAAGACGCCACAAAAAGCAGGCUCGGCGUUGCGUACCAAAAGCACUCAAAGGGGAACUGCAGCAAAACCGCCAACCCGGCCAGAAGCUGCGACCCGGUGAAUACCAGGCCUUGGAAGGGCGUGAUGGCCCUCCGCGCGAUGGGCCGCAGCCGUGUGCGCGUCACGUGCGGAUCGAGGUUGCGGUCCCAGAGGUCAUUGAUGGCGCAGCCGGCGCCGCGCAUGAUGAUGGCUCCCGAGAUGAAGAGGAGCGAGGUGCCGACGACAGAGACCGGCGAGGCGGGUCCCGCGAGGGGAGCUGCUAACAAGGUGCUGAAGAGGCAGGGGAAGAAGAGAUAGUAAGAACCCGUGGGCUUGUCGAGACGUGCUAGCUCGGCGUAGGGAACCCAGGAGGGGGGGAGGCGUGAGAGGAGACCGGUUGUUGGGGGCACGUACUCGGG
Neurospora crassa OR74A is the source of this 1864-nucleotide messenger RNA. Its product is annotated as ribosomal protein S28. Gene Ontology annotation, biological process: translation. Bases 116 to 553 code for a protein of 145 amino acids. Gene Ontology annotation, cellular component: cytosolic small ribosomal subunit; ribosome. Gene Ontology annotation, molecular function: structural constituent of ribosome. The record is from RefSeq and is a predicted model, not a curated record. The transcript has 5 exons. Lineage: Eukaryota; Fungi; Ascomycota; Sordariomycetes; Sordariales; Sordariaceae.